Cladophialophora immunda is the source of this 6363-nucleotide messenger RNA. RefSeq lists its product as uncharacterized. The transcript is spliced from 4 exons. Bases 698 to 5833 code for a protein of 1711 amino acids. The record is from RefSeq and is a predicted model, not a curated record. Lineage: Eukaryota; Fungi; Ascomycota; Eurotiomycetes; Chaetothyriales; Herpotrichiellaceae. Gene Ontology annotation, cellular component: nucleus. Gene Ontology annotation, biological process: positive regulation of transcription by RNA polymerase II. Gene Ontology annotation, molecular function: transcription factor binding.
GCCAUGAUUCGACCACGCCGGCCAAUUUAUGCAUGCUCACAUGCUGCUUGCUGCGGGGCCGCAAUCAAGCGCCCGCCGGCCAGUAAAGCUUCACGCCUGUGUUUCCAUCAUGUCGUUGGUACCUCGACAGCCAUGACCGCCAUCUUCUCGAAUGGUUCCUGGUGCUGCCAAUUGCCUAUACCUUCUUUGCUGCGCCUCUUUCUUCCCCUUCAAGUGUGGAACUUGUCGAUCCCUCUGGCGUAUGAUCCCUCAACUUGGGGAGAGAUUUCUGUUUCAGCAGUUCAUUUCCUUUGGAACCACCUCUCUCGUACUAUCUGCUCAACGGCCUCCGGUACACACGGCCGCUGGGCAAUAUUUCCCGAAUCUUAAUUCUUCUCCUGAUCUAGCCACGAUAUCUCCCGAUCUGUCUUGUGCCCUAUAAGCUCGUCUGCAGGAACGAGUGCCCUCCGCGGUUACGUUGGCGCCCGCGGACCGCACGUCCUCAGGCUUCCCCAAGUCAGCAGGAAAAGAGAAAAAAGAGAAGGGGACAUAUCCUGCCGCUAGCCACUCUCCUGGUUUCACGGCCGCAAGCCCAGUCAGGAUCCCCAUAACCGAUACUCUGGAAAUACCCAGGUCAAUCUUCGUUGAGGCCAUGUCAUAGUCCGGGAUCGUAUAGCGAACAAGUCGCAGUUCCCCUCUGCUGUGGACUCGAUUCAACAUGUCUGCGGGACCCGGUCUGUCCAGACAGAGAUCUAUCUCGGGCAAAUCGAAAGGGAUAAUACUUCCACCUGCCCCCAAGGCAAGGUUCUCUGGGGAAGACGCCUCCUUUGAACCAUGCGCAUCGACAGCCUCUCUCCUCCUCUUCGCCCACGGUUCGACGGUCAUAUGUCUGCACCAUGAUACACUGGCUAUUGAGCGUCGGUUUGAAAAGCACUCGAAGGAUAUUCAGUUGAUAUCUGCCGAUAAUGUUAGCGAAACUGGGGCAGGAAGGCUGGUUAUCACUUACGACGUGGGAAGGACGGCCAUUGUUUGGGACUUGUUCACUGGCGAGCAGCUCUCUCGUUUUGUGUCGUAUGAAUCUUUGACAGUUGCGCAUUGGAUGAGAAACGGGAAUGUCGCCUUUGGCAACGCAAAGGGCGAAGUGAUAUUGUUCGAGCCUGCAACAAGUGAACAUAUCUCGGCGCGGACGAUAUUCGACCCCAUUACGGCGGUAGCCCCGUCCUCGGAUUGCAAAACUUAUGCUAUCGGAUAUAAGAAUGGCUCCAUACUGUUGGCGGCAUUACAACCCUCGUUCACAAUUCUUCACACUCUGACAACAUCUCGGGCGCCCUCGCCAAUCGUUUCUUUGACAUGGCACGCUUCAUCCUCGAAACAGAAGUCGGACAUGCUUGCAACCCAAACCGCUGAUGGGGAUCUGAGAGUCUGGAGCGUAUCCAAGCCACCUACAUCCGAGGCGCCUCGAGUUAUUCGCGUCUUAAAGCGCACUGACACUUAUACUCCGGGUCGAAACUGGAUUUCGUGGUCUAAGAAUGGGCGGAUCGUUCAAUUUAGCGAAGGCAAAACCUGGGCUUGGGACGUCCGGACUAAGCAUGUCACUUACGAGCCGAUCCCGACCGUGGACGGAGUCAGAGCGAUUGCAUGUCAUGGACCGACGGGGACCCUGUUCACUUUGGGACCAGACUAUACAGUGCAACAAUACGAUGUUGAGAGGGCCCUUUUGGUUGCAAAUGCACGACAUUUGCCACUGACCGUCCCGCCGACCCCGCCAGAGGAUGCAAGAGUGCCAAUCUGGACAACAUCUGAAAGUGAAGAGGAGCUGGCGUCUCCUCUUGUCCGAGCCCGACGGGAAUUGCGUGCCUCCGAGGCUGCUAAGCAUGAACGUAACAAUAUUCCCAGCCCUCAAUCGGCUCUCAGCUCACAGAAAGGUGGUUUGAAGAACGGCGCAAGCGACAUCAUUUCUCCCGCCGGGAGAACCGAUUAUACAACUACAUCGUUCGAUACUGGCAUUCAGACCCAAUCAACAAUGAACCAACAACCCGCGCAAUUGCUUAGCCAGACUUAUCAGCCUCAGUCCCCUGUAACUGCAAGGUCAGCCCGGAAAGGUUCUCGUUUGAGGCAAGAAGUAAUUAUGAGUCCUGAAGAGACACCGGUCGCAGAACUCUUCCCUUACACUAGGGCUCGACUCCACGACGUUCCGUAUCGACCCCCUAGGUCGCUCGAUGAAAGCCACAUGACUCCAGACGAUUUACGGAGGCAGAUGCUGAGUGUUGUGUUUGGGUGGGAAGAAGAUAUCCACGACCUUAUUCGCGAUGAGUUGAGCCGCCAUCCCAGCGACAGCCAGACAGCCAUUUUCCUCGCCAAGUGGCUAGACGAAGAUCCCGACUACCUGGCCGAGAUCAUGGGUUCCACGGGAAUCAUCUCCCAUCUAGACUGGAUGCUGCUGGCUUUGGGUACAAUUAGUAACCAGGUGGGGGCGAAGAAAAUCACCCAAGUUUUUAUUGAGAAACUGCUCGCCAAAGGUGAUUGCCACGCCGCAGCUACUCUUCUGCUUGCACUUGGCGAUAGAAGCGAUGCGAUCGAAGUCUAUGUGUCAAGGAAUCAGUACAUGGAGGCGGUCCUCCUGACUUGCCUUGUCACACCAGAUGACUGGCAGAGACAGUCAUACCUGGUGCGCCGGUGGGGUGAACACGUUGUCGAGAACUCGCAGCAAUCGCUUGCUAUCCGGUGCUUCUCUUGCACGGGUGUCGAACCAUCCGAUCCCUGGACUUCACCGAAUGCUCAACUGGCCACGAGAACCAUCCUAGAGCCAACCUUGAGCCCACAGGCGACCCACUUGCAGCCGUUGGAACCGAUGGAGUAUCCUGCGAUCUUCCAGAAGACUUUGGAGAGACGACGGACACUUGAUGCGCCAACACCGGUAGCCAUGCCUCCGCCGAAUAUUCUGUCAGCGAUCCAUCAACCACCAACGCCAUUCAGGACCGCCGCCGCCCAAGGAACAAGGAUCACGCCUCAAACGUCGGCCUUGAAACUCAUCACUUCCUUCGGAUCCCAACCGAGCAACAACUUCAAAUUCCCGGGACUCAAGCCCGAAGACCGAACACCCACUGUUGCUCCUGCUGUAACACCUAUUGCAGAAUCCGCGGUUGAUAGAUCUGCCCUGUCACCUGGUGGACUGGGUUCUUACCGCUUGAACAACAUUCGCAGUAUCAACAGCGCUCUCUCGGCCAAGACCGCGACACCGGGCGGUUUCCAGCCAAGUCGAUUGACGGUCAUUGGCGAAACGCCAAUCGACGUUGAGGCACCGCAAUUCUCAAGUUUGCCGCAGAGAUCUGUGUCUGUACCCGCCGAGUUGACGACCUCCAAGACGAUUGAUGCCGAGGAGCAUGCCCCUGUCGUGGACGAACCGCAACGUGGGAAGCAAGCCUUGACAUUGCUGACAUCCGCACGGUAUGAGCCACUAGCCACGCCAGUGAAGGAAACACCCCAAACAGCUGUUGGUCCACAAACCGCCAUCAAAUUUCCGGCGCCCGGUACCCAGUUCAAUACUGGGAUAGGUCACGAUGAACGGCAUUUGGAUACUGCACGGACAAGAACUGGGUCGAAGAGUCGAAAGCCUGACGGACUUUCAAUCCAAACUGUUCUCGUUUCGAAUCAAGAAUUUGUGCCCUCUGCCAGCUACGGUGACCCAAUCAGCAGACCGGUCACCACGGGCUCAUACUCAAACACUCAACUCGAUACCUCCGGUGACCUAACAGGCCCGCCAACUACUGACCUCAGCUAUCGGAGCGCCAAGAGCCCCAUUGUUACCGGUCGAAGUAUCGAUCAAUAUAUUAGUAGCCUCGAACAGGCUCAAUAUUAUACGAAGCAUUCUAGAGCUCGUGGUUACAGCAGCACCAGCAAGCAGUCGAGAGAUGACCAAUCGGACCGGAAAAAGAGCAGAGCUAACAAUAUGGACGACAGUGGUGAGAGAGAACCGCGACGGACCAUCCCUGCAGCUAAACGCUCGCCUUCUUCCCCAGUCCCGAUGUCACCGGAGGAUUUACGCAUGUACAGCACCAGUGUUGAAAGCUUUGACUCCAUGUAUAGUUCUAAUUUUUCCGGGAUCGAUCGAGCAGAGACCCCUGGCAGCAUGUCAAAACUCAGUCGCCGCGGCUCUCAAUCUACUGCAAAAGGCGGGAAACCGCGCAAGAGAUCGCACUCUAGACACACCGGCACGAAGAGCAAGGCGGGCAGCCGUGCCGCGAGUCGGCACCAAAGCCCAGAACCUGCGAUCUUUUCUCCCAGAGGCCGAAGCUCCUCUCGCAAAGAGAAUCUAGGGCACCGUUCUCCAUCAUCACCACGACCAAUGGUUCCUUCUGAAGAAGACCGACAAAGCCGGUUCGACCAAGAUUCGGCUCUGAGGCUGGUGUCCAAAGACCGACAUCGCCUGCACCGAAGUUCUAGUCGUCAGCCACAUCGUGACACAAGUGCAAGGAGAGACAGAUCACCUGAUCGACGAAGAGUACGAGCCAGAUCUCGUAGUCGUCAAGCAGAAGAAGCGACGACCCUGAGCCGGAAGGCAAGCCGCAGUGAGCACAACCGCCGAAAUCGCCGCCCAAGUGACGCUGUGUACGACCGAAGCGCCCAUCCUGAUGACCCUGAAGACAACAGCAUGUUCAACAGUACACUCGCAGCACAGGAGGUGGUGCCAAGAUCUGCCAGUCAGCCUCAAUUUGCAGUGGAGGGGGAAAGGAGAGCGUUGCAAGCAGAGCUGCCACAGGCCCGAAAGCAGCCUCUGGCCCGUCGUCCUUCCGUGCCCAAUGCUCCCUUUCCAAGCGAGCUCUCUGCACACAGCAAGUCGGCUUCGACGAGCAACGUAUCGCCCCUGCUCACGAGGUCGUCCACCCACGACGGACCGAGUACGGCGUCGUCGUUCCAAGAGAAUGGCCUAGGAAGAGAACUGUCCGGUCUUGGGCUUUCUAAAGAAAGGCCAGGGACGCCCAGAGCGAUGCAGGUCGAUGCCGCAAUCCCCGAGGAUCAAGAAGCCCAAGUAUUUCCUGUCGCGAGUGGGACUGAGCUUUUAAGUAGCGACGUUUAUCGACCCCCUACCCGCGAAGACAUCAGCAGACCAGGUUCCGCACGUGCACCUGCUUCGCUAGAAUUCCUUUCCCAGAUCCCCAAGCAUCCCGCCUACGACCGACGCAUCGCGGGCAGUAGAUCAAGCAGCAAGGGACCCGAAGCUCGCGCGAGCUCGCGGAGUCGAGGCACAUCUCGCGAUCGCACUGCACGCGUAUCUCCACGCGAAGUGCCCCCAGUCAUGAUGUCGAGUCCUCCCAUAGGGACUACUGAAACAGCGAUCUCCGCAGCCUUUGCAACCUCACCGCCACAAAACCCUCCUAUUCUUCCAGAGUUGCAACACCUCGCUGAACCCCCUCCACCCCCGCCUCCUCCGCUUCUGCAGAAAAUGUCCUCAUACACUGGAGGCAGUCCUAACCUCUCUAAUUCACGUGGGUUUGAACCCAUGGACGCCGCAGCCGUACCCCUCCCCAUGUCCGCCGUCCCCACUCACACUACAUUCCACGACGUAGCGGCGAUUGCUGGCAACACAGCGCCUCUGUCUGCCGGGGCCAUGUCUUCAAGCACAGGCCAUAGGCGAGGACGGUCUGGGAAUGAUAACCAAAGCGGCAGCUCGGGGGGCCAGCUCUUGAACAAACUGAGAAACUUCACAGGGAGAGCGAGGUCUCCCAGCCGGGGCCGGAGAGGCGGUGAUGAUAAUCAAUCCAUGAGUCCCAGGAUGAUUGGAGCCGGUGAGAAUGUGCAGCCAGCACCAUACGAGAGCAUCCCGAACGCUAUGAUGGGAAGUGUUGGGUCUUGAAUCGGGUUCAAUGUUUGAGCAAGAACGAAUUGUGGCCGAUGCAGUUGAGGGAGGCGAGCCAUCAGGAGCAACUGCCUAGGAUGCAAAGAGUCGGGUAGGGACGAGGGGACGAAGAAGUCUUGGGAUCAGUGUUUCAGCCUGUUUCAUCAUGUUCUGAAAAGCGCGAGAAAGGAGAUUGUUACCAGAGGCUCACGCGGGCUCCAAAAGCAAGUGCCGCUCUUCAGCGAUGCAUUCAAUUCUUGACGAUCCUUGCUAUGAGCGAUUGCCAUUUUGGGAGAGAGAGUGAGAGUGAGAGUUGGUUCUAUAAUGGAGUUGGGGUAUCUAACUUAGCAAACCAGGUAAUACAGUGAUGGAUUGGAAACAGGACACAGUGGCAACGAGCCAACAGACUUCCAAACAGCAGAUUCUGGCGGGUUGGACGGGUGCGGGACAUAGGACAUCGAUCUCGAUCAGAUAUCCUGACAAUGAGAUGGUCUUUAUCAGCCUGUAAUUCACAUAUAUAGCCCUGUCUCAGUCUACCUUGAAACCUG